This is a messenger RNA of Colletotrichum destructivum, 1515 nucleotides long. RefSeq names its product Putative glycoside hydrolase, family 5, glycoside hydrolase superfamily. NCBI's taxonomy places the organism in Eukaryota, Fungi, Ascomycota, Sordariomycetes, Glomerellales, Glomerellaceae. The coding region runs from base 53 to 1162 and encodes 369 amino acids. The record is from RefSeq and is a predicted model, not a curated record. The transcript is spliced from 3 exons. Gene Ontology annotation, molecular function: mannan endo-1,4-beta-mannosidase activity.
CUCAUCUUUCCUUCCUGCAACAGCGUCACCAGAAGCGAUACUGACUGACCCCAUGAAGCUUCUUCUCCUGUCGAUCUUGGCCAACCUUGUCGCCAUCCGCUGCCUGGCCGUCCCGGAGCCCAGACAAGCUUCGGCUUUUCCGUCGGCGAGUGGGACAAAGUUCACCAUCGACGGCCAGACCGGGUACUUCGCCGGCAGCAACUCGUACUGGAUCUCGUUUCUGACCAACGAUGCCGACGUCGACCUCGUCAUGGACAACGUCGCAAAGUCCGGGCUCAAGAUCUUCCGCAUAUGGGGCUUCAACGACGUCAACACCAUCCCCGACGGGGACCAGGUCUGGUACCAGCACCUCUCGUCCACCGGGUCCAGGAUCAACACGGGCACCAACGGGCUCCAGCGCCUCGAUGCCGUCGUCGCCGCCGCCGAGAGGAAGGGUGUCAAGCUGGUCAUCCCCUUUGUCAACCACUGGGACGACUACGGCGGCAUGAACGCCUACGUGAAGGCCUUUGGCGGCUCCAAGGAGUCGUGGUACACCAACGCCCAGGCCCAGAGCCAGUACCAGGCCUUCAUCCGGGCGGUCGUGGGCCGGUACAAGGACUCGGCCGCCAUCUUCGCGUGGGAGUUGGCCAACGAGCCCCGCUGCAAGGGCUGCGACACCGACGUGAUCUUCAAGUGGGCGGAAUCGAGCUCCAAGUUUGUCAAGUCGCUCGAUGCGAAUCACAUGGUCACCCUGGGCGACGAGGGGAUGGGCCUCCCCGGCGACGGGAGCUACCCAUACCAGUACGGCGAAGGGACGGACUUUGUGAAGAAUCUCGGCAUUGAGACGCUUGACUUUGGCACUUUCCACAUGUACCCGGAUCAUUGGAACGUCGAUCUCAAGACCUGGUCCCCCGGCUGGAUCAAAUCGCACGGCGAGGCAUGCGCCAAGGCAGGCAAGCCCUGUCUCUUUGAAGAGUACGGUUCCCUGACGGACCACUGCGCUGUCGAGAAAGCAUGGCAGGAAGCUUCUCGCACCGCGCCCGGGCUGGGGGCUGAUUUGUUCUGGCAAUGGGGCGAUCGGCUGAGUUCCGGCCAGACGCACGAUGACGGGUUCACAAUCUACCACGGCAGCAGCGACUACCAGUGCCUGGUUGUAGAUCAUGUGAAGGCGAUCACUGGCUGAUGGUUUGCCGCCCCCCGCGUUGCUAGAGUUUACGAAUCUGGGAAGAUGACCCCGAGUCAGGCCGAUACGACACGGAUUCGUUAGUAAAACAGGAACUCUGCAUUCUGGAACCGCUCUCCCCUUUCUCCUUUUCGCCACCUUCGUCUGAAUUCGUAAGGUGAGGCUCAAUUUUGAAAUGCCUGAUGCAUUAGAUCCCGGCAGAACCCCUUGCAUAAACUCUAUACAAUCCAGGGGCAGAGGGGUAGCCGGGCUCACAACUUGGCCCUGGCAUUGAUCAGAGUUGAGGGGGAAUAUAUUGUACUAGGAGAUCUGUGGCGGCUAUUUAAUUCGAACGGACUCUCGUGGAGCUGCAC